AUGUCAGAGAGCGCUAUUGUCAUUUCGCUUUUGGGGCCCGAUAUCAAGAAUACGAAGAUCGAUCCGUCGCUCUUUGCAGAUAUUUACCGCUCAUCUGUCUUUCCUGCAAUGAGAAACCACGGAGUCAGGCGAAUUUUCGCCAUGGGGACAUUGUCCAUCAAACGACCCGAAGACCAUUGGACCAUGUUUCAGACGAUGGUAACCGUCUUCAUGUCGCUCUUUGCAGGCCCAAUCUACAACAACAUGCUGAAUCUUGCGAAGUUGUUUGAGACUGAGGCCGAGGGUCUGGACUGGACGGUCUUUCGGAUCGCUCAAAUUCCCGGCGAGUCGGAUCCCGAGAGCUGGGAGAAAGACAGACAGGAGAAUCUCUUCACCGGAUGGAUCGGAGAGUCUGGAUGGACAUCUUCGAUGAAGAGAGGGGCCUUGGCAAAGUGGCUUGUUGAUGCUGCGGAAGGCAAGGCGGACGAGUGGAAAGGCAAAAUGCCGGCGCUUAGCUCCUCCGCCGCCAAGUAA
Molecule: messenger RNA, 513 nt
Organism: Colletotrichum siamense
Lineage: Eukaryota; Fungi; Ascomycota; Sordariomycetes; Glomerellales; Glomerellaceae
Exons: 1
Coding region: 1-513 (170 amino acids)
Source: RefSeq, a predicted model, not a curated record